AUGGCAGCUCCGGCCGCGGUGGGCGCCGGGGCCGGGCAGGGCAAGGAGUACCCCGGCGAGCUCACCCUCUACGUCCUCCUCACCUGCGCCGUCGCUGCCACUGGGGGCCUUAUCGUCGGCUACGACAUCGGCAUAUCCGGCGGCGUGACAUCCAUGGACGCAUUCCUGCACAAGUUCUUCCCGUCGGUGUACCGCAAGGAGCAGACGGCGCGGGGAGGCGGCGGCAGCAGCCAGUACUGCAAGUUCGACAGCCAGCUGCUGACCGCGUUCACGUCGUCGCUGUACCUGGCGGCGCUCGUCGCCUCCUUCGUCGCGUCCGUGGCGCGCUCCCUCGGCCAGAAAUGGUCCAUGUUCGGCGGCGGCGUCUCCUUCCUCGCCGGCGCCACCCUCAACGCCGCAGCGCAGCAGGACGUCGCCAUGCUCAUCGUCGGCCGCAUCCUUCUCGGAAUCGUCGUCAGCUUCGCUGGUCUGUGCAUCCCGAUCUACCUGUCGGAGAUGGCGCCGCACCGCCUCCGCGGCACGCUGAACAUCGGCUUCCAGCUGAUGAUCACCGUGGGCAUCUUCUCCGCCAACCUCGUCAACUACGGCGCCGCCAAGAUCGAAGGCGGCUGGGGCUGGCGUCUCAGCCUCGGGCUCGCCGCGGCGCGGCGGGUCCUCGCGCGGAUCCGUGGCAGCGACGUCAACGUGGCCGACGAGUACGGCGACCUCGUGGCGGCGGCCAGCGAGGCGUCCGGCGCCAUCAGCGUCAGGCGCCCGUGGGUGGACAUCCUCGGUCGCAGGUACCGGCCGCAGCUCACCAUGGCCGUCCUCGUGCCCUUCUUCCAGCAGUUCACCGGCAUCAACGUCAUCAUGUUCUACGCGCCCGUCCUGUUCAAGACGAUCGGGCUCGGGGGCGACGCGUCGCUCAUGUCGGCGGUCAUCACCGGGCUGGUCAACAUCGUCGCGACGUUCGUGUCCAUCGCCACCGUCGACGGGCUCGGCCGGCGCAAGCUCUUCUUCCAGGGCGGGUGCCAGAUGCUCGUCUGCCAGGUCGUCAUCGGAACGCUGAUCGGCGUCGAGUUCGGGGCGAGCGGAGACGGGGCCGCCAUCCCGAAGAACUCCGCGGCCACCGUCGUGGCGUUCAUCUGCAUCUACGUCGCCGGCUUCGCGUGGUCCGUGGCCGUCAGCAUGCUGUACAACUUCGCCGUCGCGCAGUCCUUCCUCCCGAUGCUCUGCCACUUGAGGUUCGGCCUCUUCUACUUCUUCGGCGGGUGGGUGCUCGUGAUGACGCUCUUCGUCGCGGUGUUCCUGCCGGAGACGAAGGGCGUGCCCGUUGAGAAGAUGGGGGUUGUGUGGAGGACACGCUGGUUUUGGGGAAGGUUCGUCGUUGAUAUGGACGGCCGUGAUGAAAACUGCGACUCCGCCUUCCACAAUGGCAAUGGCAAUGGCAUUGCUGUUAGAGGUAGCCCUUGUUUAGUUGGGUGAAUUUGGAUUUUGGGUCUACUAUAGCAUGUUCGUUUUUGGCAAACAUGGCUCAAAACGGCAUUUUAA
Miscanthus lutarioriparius is the source of this 1530-nucleotide messenger RNA. The record is from the annotation of a GenBank genome assembly. NCBI's taxonomy places the organism in Eukaryota, Viridiplantae, Streptophyta, Magnoliopsida, Poales, Poaceae.